Protopterus annectens (West African lungfish) is the source of this 2239-nucleotide messenger RNA. It is a transcript of the gene VGLL3, whose product is annotated as vestigial like family member 3. The transcript has 4 exons. The record is from RefSeq and is a predicted model, not a curated record. Gene Ontology annotation, biological process: regulation of transcription by RNA polymerase II. Lineage: Eukaryota; Metazoa; Chordata; Ceratodontiformes; Protopteridae. Bases 80 to 859 code for a protein of 259 amino acids. Gene Ontology annotation, cellular component: nucleus.
UUCAGGUUUUAUGAAGCUUCUGUAAAAAUUAAGUGGCUACAUUUUCAUCCAUUGCCUGAAGUUAGCAUUCUGUAGCAAAAUGCAGGAGUCAUUGAUGACGUCUCUGCAGAGAAAAGAAGAGCACGAGGAAAAGGAAGAGCCUGCUGAGACAGCGUACAUCAGCUCCAGAUGUGUCCUCAUCACGUAUUUCCAAGGAGAGAUCGGGGCAGUGGUGGAUGAACAUUUUUCAAGGGCUCUAAGCCAAGGCAGCAAUCAUAAUCUUGAAUCUGGUCUCAGAUCAAAACCUGGGAGCAAUACUUUAUGGAGAGAUGGUGCAGUGUUCUCUAGUCAAAGGACUAAUUUCCCCAGUACAUUUUGGAGCACUACAUACCAGACUCCUCCUCCUUCAUGUCUGAGUGGGGUUCAUCCUCAGUUUUCCACUGCACCCCAUGGGCAUUUCCAUUCUUCUGACUCCCACAGCUGGCCUGCUCACAGCCUUCAUCAGACUGUGCCUCCACCUUCCCCAUCUGUGUCAGAAUCCUGGGCUUAUUCCCUGACGUCACAUGCCAGUCCAUCUUACUCACGAGUACAUGAUGCCUACUCCCACAUGCAUCGCCAUCCACAUGCUCAUGUGCACCAUCACUCCUCCACCUCACAACUGGACCCUCGCUAUGGAUCCAUUCUGAUGCCCACCAUGUGCACAUCAAGGCUUCCUGCUCCACAGUGUGACUUUCUCAAAUCAGAACCUACUACCCCUACAACCACAGGUACCACAGCAUGGACUGGAACGUUUCAUGGUACAAUGGACAUUCUGCCAACAAUCACUUUUGAUUCAGGGAUGCAACAUCUGGACAAAAGCAUAGAGUCUCCAUGGUUCUGAGAUGGAGAGGACUAUAAACUCCAGAAUACUUUACUUUUGGACUGUGCUCUGGUAUCCAUAGUAACAGCCCUGUAUCAGGUUUGUUAUGCUGCCAUCUUGGCAAGACAUGCACCAGCCCUGGAUUUAAACUUAAGUUUUUACUCAGAGGAAAUAAUAAAGCUGAUUUUAGAAACUAUGAAAGCAGCAAGACGUGGACAUGGGAUGAAGAGCUCCUUUGUUCCAGCCAACCAGUGUCACAAACAUGAGAAAUGCAAUUUAUUUAUAUUUAAUGUAUAUAGUGCAACAUUUCAUAGCACACAAACUAAAUCUCAGCUUCUGGUCUGAGGCUAAAGGCAGAGAGCAAAGUUGGAUUAAAAUGUAUAUAAUUGUGAUAUAUGUGUAUAUACGUACAUAUUUUUGUAGGAGUACAAAAUGUUCUGCUUCGCUUUGAGAAGAUUUAGAAUAUUUUUUUACUGUUUGCAGAUUCUGAAUGUUCUGUUUAAAGAACCAUUUCUCAGAGAACUGGGGUAAUAGUUAUUUUUUGUAAUAAAAUGUAUUUGCUUACUGCUAGAUAAAUGUGAUGAUAUGUUUAAAUUUACCUCAAAUGUGAAUUUUGUUUUUUUAUCUUUGUAUAUGUAGCUGAAAAGUCAGAUGAUCUGUGAACUAUAACUGGGUACAUGGAUUGUCUCUCCAUUUUAAUGAUUUGCAGAACAAACUUUGUUGGGCUGUUUUAUAAUAUUUGCAUUGGUACUUAAAUUAAUGGCUUUUAGGUAUUCCUUGUACAUACCCACAGUGACAUCUAUUAAGCAAGCAUUCUUCUCAAACAUUAUGCCAGUAAUAUUUUAUAUAUUUCACAGGAUUGAAUGAUACAGGCUGUACAAUGUUGCUACAAUUCAGCACAGGGUUUAGAUUCUGUUUUUGUAUAUAUGGAGGCAAAUGUAGCUGAUAACAAACCAGAGGACGUAAGUUAAUGCUCCCAUAUUCAUACAGAUUGUUGCAUGAAUUAAGAAAAAUGGCAGCCAUGCGACAAAGUAUAGUAACAUUUUCAGGUUUUAUAAAUUGAUCGCCAGUAUGUGCAGAAUGAGGGUAGACAGAUUUGAUCCAGUGCAGGUAAAGAAGGUGUGGUGACCAGUCAUUCCUUUUCUAACUGUAUGCUGCUGAAUAGGACACCUUCAGGGAAUUGAACCUUCAGCCUGACAUUUUUGAAUGCUUUACAGUAACUGUUUUUAGGUGAUUUUUAAAUUUAUUGCCAGUUUUUCGUGUGAGUGAGGGGAGUUACUUAUUGUUAAGGAACAAAGAUUGUGUUGUAGAAAUUUUUUUUCCCCUGUAAAAAGGACAGUGCUAUUGCACAAAGAUUGCACCGUAACUCAAAUACAAAAUAAAACUCAUCUGAAAACUUUC